AUGGAAAGUGCCAACCAGACUGCCUCUGUGACAGAGUUUAUUCUCCUGGGCCUCUCUGCCCACCCAAAGCUGGAGAAAAUGUUUUUUGUGCUCAUCUUGUCAAUGUACCUGGUGAUCCUGCUGGGCAAUGGGGUCAUCAUCCUGGUAACUGUGUCUGUCUCUCGCCUGCACACACCUAUGUACUUCUUCCUGGGGAACCUCUCCUUCCUGGAUAUCUGCUACACAACCUCCUCGGUGCCCCUCAUUCUUGACAGCUUCCUGACCCCCAGGAAAACCAUCUCCUUCUCAGCCUGUGCCUUGCAGAUGUUUCUCUCCUUCGCCAUGGGAGCCACAGAGUGUGUGCUUUUGGGCAUGAUGGCAUUUGAUCGCUAUAUGGCCAUCUGCAACCCCCUUAGGUACCCUGUGGUCAUGAGCAAGGCUGCCUAUGUGCCCAUGGCUGCCAGCUCGUGGGCAGCUGGAAGUGCUGCGUCCAUGGUUCAAACAUCCCUUGCAAUGAAGCUGCCCUUCUGUGAGAACAAUGUCAUCAACCACUUCACCUGUGAGAUCCUGGCUGUCCUGAAGUUGGCCUGUGCUGACAUCUCCAUCAGUGUGAUCAGUAUGGGAGUGACAAAUGUAAUCUUCCUUGCAAUCCCAGUCUUGUUCAUUUUUGUCUCUUAUGUGUUCAUCAUUGCUACCAUCCUACAGAUCCCCUCAGCUGAAGGGAGGAAAAAGGCCUUCUCCACCUGCUCUGCCCACCUCACAGUUGUGGUUGUCUUCUACGGAACCAUCCUCUUCAUGUACAGGAAGCCCAAGUCCAAGGAUCCACGGGGGUCAGACAAACAGGACCUUUCAGACAAGCUCAUUUCCCUCUUCUAUGGGGUGGUGACCCCCAUGCUCAACCCCAUCAUCUACAGCCUGAGGAACAAGGACGUGAAGGCUGCUCUGAGGAAACUGGUGAGUCAGAAAUGCUUCACCCAGUGA
Messenger RNA from Diceros bicornis minor, 960 nucleotides. Its product is annotated as olfactory receptor 13C7. The record is from RefSeq and is a predicted model, not a curated record. Gene Ontology annotation, cellular component: membrane. Gene Ontology annotation, molecular function: G protein-coupled receptor activity; olfactory receptor activity. NCBI's taxonomy places the organism in Eukaryota, Metazoa, Chordata, Mammalia, Perissodactyla, Rhinocerotidae. The transcript has a single exon. Bases 1 to 960 code for a protein of 319 amino acids. Gene Ontology annotation, biological process: G protein-coupled receptor signaling pathway.